This is a messenger RNA of Fopius arisanus, 1590 nucleotides long. RefSeq names its product protein 60A. The record is from RefSeq and is a predicted model, not a curated record. Gene Ontology annotation, cellular component: extracellular region. The transcript has a single exon. NCBI's taxonomy places the organism in Eukaryota, Metazoa, Arthropoda, Insecta, Hymenoptera, Braconidae. Bases 103 to 1389 code for a protein of 428 amino acids. Gene Ontology annotation, molecular function: growth factor activity; cytokine activity.
UUCCGAAAACGUGAAAUCACUAGAAAUUGCGCUUUACAAUUACGGUCUGCAGUAAUUAGCAAUUACCCGACAUCCGAGUGAAUACGAGAAAAAAAAAACUCGAUGGAGUGUCACAGUGAUGUUUUAAUUAUCUAUUUACUAUCGGCACUGACUGUCCAGCUGAUUGCGGUAGACGCAGACAACUCAGACCGCAAAACCGGUGUUUACACGAGUCAUCGGGGACACGAGCCGACGAUGGAGAGGUGGCUGUCAGCCGAUGAAAAAACCGCCCUGGAGCACAGUAUUCUGCGACUCCUGGGGCUCCCAGAGCGGCCAAUAACCGAAAAAAAACCGAUCAUGAAGAGAUCGGCACCGAAAUUUCUACUGGACGUCUACACCACAGAAGUCAGUUCACCGAGAUACCUGGAUGACGUGAUCGGUAAGCAGAUCAGUGGUGAAUUUAAACUCGACGAGGGAAAUUUAUACGCGAUUAAUCAGAGUGACGUAAUUAUAAGUUUUAUGGCACAACAGCCGCACAAAGGACUCGGGGGUAAACCAGAUAGAGUCAAGAGGAUGUGGUUCGACGUAUCAGCUGUUCCCGUUGAUGACGACAUAAUGAUGUCCGCGGAACUGCGAUUGUACCGGGGUAUGGGCAUCAAGAGAAGGUACCAAGGGAAUUUUACCGUCACCGUCUACCGAGUUUUGCGGGACCCCGAGGGAUUCCGAGAUCUCCAUCUCGUUGAUUCCAUCAACAUCAGCUCAGAGUUCACAGGGUGGAUCACCCUGAAUGUCACGGAGUCCCUCCACAUCUGGAAUAAAUACCCGGAGGAAAAUCGGGGGAUGUUUAUCUCGGUUUUGCCGAUCGGUGGGAAUAACUCGGAGAGGGUGAAACCUGAGAAUAUGGGGAUCGUCGGGUUUAAAGGCGAUCUGGAGAAGCAGCCGUUCAUGGUGGGAUUCUACAAGAACUCUGGGAAUCGGAGUAUUCAGCUCAGGAUCAAUGAAAUCGUUAUGAGACCCAAGAGGAAUGCACUCGAUCGGAGUCUCCAGGUCAUGCAGAAUCACUUUGUCCAUGGCUUUGAUGUCACGGGAUUUGGAGAAUCGUGUGGACUUCGGACUCUUUAUGUUAAUUUCAGGGAUAUCCAGUGGGAGGACUGGAUCAUCGCACCAUCGGGAUUUGAUGCAUUCUUUUGCAGUGGCAACUGCAAUUUUCCGUUGCAGACUAGAAUGAAUGCCACGAAUCAUGCAAUUAUUCAGACUCUGAUGCAUCUCAAGCAACCGGAUGAGGUGCCUCCUGCAUGCUGCGCUCCCAUCAGGUACUCAGGGCUAUCUGUUUUGUAUUUUCAGGAUGAGAAUAAUGUCGUAUUGAAGAAAUAUCAAAAUAUCGUCGUCGAGAGCUGCGGGUGCAUCUAAUUUAUCAACGAAAAUUCCCAAUUGAAAUUUUCCCCAGUCAAUUUCAAGUCAGAGAAUUUCAAUAAUUUUUUUUCCUCAGUGCAAUGAAAAUUCAUUCUGUCAUCCUGGUUUUUUAUUGGAGGAAUGCUAAUUUUUUAUUGUCAUUUUAAAAGUAAUUGAAGGAAUCGGUGAAUUUUUUUUUUUCAAUUUUUUUUGACAAUU